Periconia digitata is the source of this 1386-nucleotide messenger RNA. The record is from the annotation of a GenBank genome assembly. Lineage: Eukaryota; Fungi; Ascomycota; Dothideomycetes; Pleosporales; Periconiaceae.
CGACAGCAGCAGCCACGACCCACGCCAUCCGCCUUCACAGAAGACAUGGACGCAGGUCUCCACUGGGUCGAUGUUCCGACGCACCUACUACGCGCGGAACUGCUCCGUCGCGACCAGAAUGAACGUCCCGAGUGCGGAACAAAGGGCUCGAGAGGAUCAUACAAUACUCCAAUCCACGUAUUCGCUCUGCUGCUGAUCCUGGCACUCAGUACAGGAGCAUGCUCCUUUCCAAUCAUCGUCAAACGAUUCCCUGCGUUUCCCGUGCCUCACACGUUCCUCUUUAUAUCGCGACACUUCGGCACCGGUGUUCUCAUUGCAACUGCCUUCGUUCAUCUUCUUCCGACCGCCUUUCAAUCUCUCACCGAUCCAUGCCUCCCACACUUCUGGAACAAGGGCUACUCUGCCAUGCCCGGCUUGAUAGCCAUGGUGGCUGUCUUCGUGGUCGUGGGCAUAGAGAUGUUCUUUGCAUCCAAAGGUGCUGGGCACGUCCAUGAUUACGAAGCAUUUGGUGGAGACGAACAUGGACAUCAGGAGCGGCCGGGCCACAGACGAACCAACAGUCUCGGGAGGUUCAGGGUUGACUCACACGUCCCAGCCAUUGUGCUGCAUGACAUGCCGGCUUCCUCAGACAAUCUAAUGGCAGGCACAUCACCGUCCGUCGGUCCACCAUCACCUAUGAGCGUUUCUGAGGAAGCCACUGGCCCCGCUACCGCAUCCAAACAUACAUCUGAGCAGGAUGACGAUGACGACUCUGAUCUGGAGAUAGACCUCGAAGAGCUUGGUCCACAUCGUUCCAACGAUUCUGAUGAUGAAUCUCGUUUGCUUUCACGCCCUACGGCGCGUAAAGAGCACACCCACAAGUCUGAGCAGACACCUGAAAUGACUGAGGCCCAGCACAAAAAGCAAUUGUUGCAGUGUUUGUUGCUCGAGGCCGGCAUUCUCUUCCACAGUGUCUUUAUAGGCAUGGCGUUAUCCGUAGCGACUGGUACCUCGUUCGCAGUCCUCCUCGUUGCCAUCGCUUUCCACCAAACGUUCGAAGGAUUUGCCUUGGGAUCUCGUAUUAGCGCUGUCCGAUUUCCUCCUGGCUCCAUCAAGCCUUGGCUGAUGGCGCUGGCCUAUGGCACCACCACCCCUAUCGGCCAGGCGAUCGGUCUGUCCAUCCAUACUCUAUACGACCCGAAUAGCCAGACUGGGUUGUUGACUGUCGGGUUCAUGAAUGCGAUAUCUAGCGGGCUGCUACUCUUUGCCGGUCUAGUCGAACUUUUAGCCGAAGAUUUUCUGAGUGAUCACAGCUAUAUAUCGUUGAAGGGCAAGCGACGUUUGCAAGCUUGCGCUAGUGUAGUGGGUGGUGCGCUUCUGAUGGCAUUGGUUGGCGCAUGGGCAUAG